GCCAGGUAACCCUCACAUCCGCUUAGGAGAUCGCGCUGAAUGUCCCACUCAAGAGAAGACAUCAUCUUCUGUGUCUUCUGCGCCUUUCGCAAUGUUAUCACGUGAGGAUCAGCCGCUAUCGAAGAAGACAAGGAAGAAAGAGACUCCAUCUGGCUGUCAGGGUGCCACCCGUGUCCGAGGAAGUGUACAGCGGGUAUUUUGUGAUGGUAAGCUAGCCGAACAGUUUGUCAGGUACAGAAAGUCGCUCCUUUCGGAGGGGCAGUGUGUGUUCUCUCACAUGGCCUCAAGCGCGGCUCAAAAGCCAGCGCUAAGUAAGAUCCAGAAGGAACUUCGCGACAUCACCCGGAAUCCGCCUGAAAACUGCUCUGCUGGACCCAUCGACGCCUCGAACCUCUUCAUAUGGCAUGCCACCAUUGUAGGACCAACGGAGACACCCUUUGAGAAAGGCUUAUUUAAGCUCAGGAUCGAGUUUCCUGAAGAUUACCCGUUCAAGCCCCCUCUCGUAAAAUUCACAACACGUAUCUACCACCCGAACAUCAACAGCAACGGCUACAUCUGUUUGGAUAUUCUCAAGGGCCAUUGGUGUCCGCAGCUUACAAUUGCCACCGUGCUGAUGUCCAUUCUGGUGCUCAUGUGCAACCCCAAUGUGGACGAUCCUCUGGUUCCUGAAAUUGCCACCGUGUACAAGCAAGACAAGGAGGACUACAAUGCCAUAGCCAGAGAGUGGACCCGGCGAUACGCCAUGGACUGAAGCUAUUCAAUUUUAUUUCAGGACGACUAAAAAUUGCUCUGCUUUAAAUGGACUGCAUAGUUUUCACAUUUUUCUGAAGAAGCAGCGGAAGGAGGGUUUCAUUAGACGGUAUCACAUCAGGCAGUAACGUUUUUCUUCCUUCCUUUCUUUUUUUCAUUGCAUCUGACAACGGUGUACGUUCCAUCCUUUAAAUAAAUUUGGCUGCGCAUA
Molecule: messenger RNA, 961 nt
Organism: Ornithodoros turicata
Lineage: Eukaryota; Metazoa; Arthropoda; Arachnida; Ixodida; Argasidae
Product: ubiquitin-conjugating enzyme E2 2-like
Exons: 2
Coding region: 92-751 (219 amino acids)
Source: RefSeq, a predicted model, not a curated record